UUAUUCACAAUAUUAUCUUUAGUUUUCGUUUAAAUAAAAUUGUUUUUUUUUUUUGUAAAAAUUAUUAGUAUUUAAAAUUGAGUCAAUAGAGUAUUUUAAAGAUUAUAUUAUGUUUUAUUAUAAAAAUUUUUCAAAUGAGAUAACAACAAAUGAAUGAACACUUUGUCAAGCAAUUAGAAGCUAUUAUAACCGACUACUAGAUAUGAUAAAGUAUUUUUAUGUGUUCAUAGCACGGUGAUAAAUAUAUCUUUAAUCGUGGUUCAUAUUACAAAGGUAAAAAAAUUGAUACGAAUUCAAUGUUUUGUACAAUAGCUGCUAUCAUUAAUGCCCACUAUUAUAUAAAGGUCAUUUUUAAAUAUUCUAUUUUUUCAUUUUAUCCCAUCAUAUUGACUAAAUAAAAUUUAGUACCCCAGAGUAUUUUUUCAACAUUUUUUUAAGGAAACACUUUUUAUGCGCAUAAGAGGUAAAGGGACCGAACCCCCUUACGCCCCUCCCACACUUAGUACCUUGGUCAGAGGACUUAAAAUAUGUAGAACGAUUGUAGUGAAUUACUUAAGUACAGUAAUAGUUUAAUUAUUAAUAUUAUCAUUUUCAUUUAAUUAUUUUUUUGAGAAUAACUUCUGAAACAAUAUGAAACACGUAAUUACGUAAUCAUAUGUAUAAUGAAUCCAUAGAUGGAUAAUUGGUCAAAUAUUUUGAGGCUAGACAAAUUUCAGUCAAUUAUCCAGAGGAGCGCUUACAUUAUUAUAAUGAAAAAUAAUUUAGAAGUUUUGUUAGGUACACGUUGAGAUGGGAUGACGUUAGUUUUUUAAAUAAAUACGAGAACAUAGUAAAUGGUACAAGCAGAGUCAGUGGGUCAUACCGUUCACGUUUGUGUUUGUCAGGACAGGUAUGCCGCUGACACCUGACAAUAGUUUAUUAUUGUUCUGCAGCCGUCGAGUGGACUGGAGAUUCCGCGUUAACAAUAUUCGACCUACGCGACCUUCGACGUAUUGUCCACCAAAACAGCUACCACAGCCGUCGUAACGGUGGCGCUGUUAUUGGAUCGGUCCCUACGACGUGUUGCAUCAAAUGAUUAUCUCACUCGUGCGCGUUGUGUCGGUCGUUUUGUUCUAAUGUUGUUUUUGAAUUAAAUUGAAUUGGUAGCUGCUCAUUGGUUAAUAAAUUUAACGAUGCUAUUUGCCUUCCGUGUAUUCUGAGCAUCGCAGUGUCCAAUUGGUUUGACUAACAGCUAGUAAUCGGCUCCAGUUGUUGAUUUUUUUUAGAUAUACGAGAAGAGUGUUUAUACAUCCAUUUGGAGGUAUUCAUGUCUGUUCGAUACGCCCAAAGGACGUUAUCAGAGUUGGCCUGUCUUAUAUCGUAUGUGGAGUUGCUUCAUCCAUCACCUCCAAACGGUCCGGCAGUGGUUCUAAAUGGAGGUACUAAAUGAUAUAGAAACUUACCCAGGAUUUUGCUCAAAGUGUGGUUCUAUACUCCCCCCUUUGAGUAUGGAAGAAUUCUUAAAAUGUUAUUCAUGCAAAACAGUUUUUGGGCCAGAAAUUUAUGGAGACUCCACAUCGGAAUAUGAAAUUGUAUUGAACUCUAUUGAAGAUAUUGAUGCUGUCGUAAAAGUUGAAGAUCGAAAUGUUGAUGAUGGACCUAUAGCUGAACGAAGAUGCAAUGCUUGUGGUCAUAACCAAAUGUCUUAUGCUUCAGCACAAUUAAGAUCAGCUGAUGAAGGACAAACAGUAUUUUAUACAUGUUUAAAAUAUUCACUGAGUCAGAAAAUUCCUGAAAAAAUAUUUUUACUAGUUCAUUUGUUUAAAAUGUUGGGAACUUUUUUGUGUAUUUAUUACUGUUUAAUAAAAAUAGAUAUAAUCAAGAAUAUGUAAUACUUUAAUUUAUUUUAAAUAUAAUCACAAAAUAAUUUUA
Molecule: messenger RNA, 1911 nt
Organism: Daktulosphaira vitifoliae (grape phylloxera)
Lineage: Eukaryota; Metazoa; Arthropoda; Insecta; Hemiptera; Phylloxeridae
Gene: RpI12
Product: DNA-directed RNA polymerase I subunit RPA12
Exons: 4
Coding region: 1413-1871 (152 amino acids)
Biological process (GO): DNA-templated transcription; termination of RNA polymerase I transcription
Cellular component (GO): RNA polymerase I complex
Molecular function (GO): DNA-directed RNA polymerase activity; zinc ion binding; nucleic acid binding
Source: RefSeq, a predicted model, not a curated record